AUGGCGGCCAUUGAAAGCUUUGAUAACAUCUACCUGGACUUGUCCCGAGAACACGGCAAGUGCAGGUUCGCCGAGAAUGGUCUCGGAUGGAAGCCAGCGGCGGGCGGCGAUACCUUUACCCUCGACUCGAGCAAUAUUGGUGGCGCGCAAUGGAGUAGAGCGGCCAGGGGCUUCGAAGUGAAGAUUCAGCAACGGAGCUCGGGCGUCAUUCAAUUGGAUGGGUUCCAACAAGAGGACUACGAACGCUUGAGCAAAAUCUUCAAGAACUGGUACAGCGCCAGUCUUGAGAACAAGGAGCACUCGCUGCGUGGUUGGAACUGGGGCAAGGCCGAGUUUGGCAAGGCCGAGAUCUCAUUCAACGUGCAGAACCGACCAGCUUUCGAAAUCCCGUACUCGGAAAUUUCCAACACCAACCUUGCGGGUCGCAACGAAAUCGCGGUCGAGUUUUCCGUCGCCGAGACUGCGAAAGACGGCGAGAAUGGCGCGACGCCGGGGAAGGGCAGGAAGGCUGCGGCCGGGCGGGACCAGCUUACGGAGAUGAGGUUCUACAUUCCUGGCACAACAACCCGGAAAGAGGCGGAGGGCGGUGAUUCGGAAGGCGAUGACGAUGAGGAGGAGAAGAAUGCCGUCACGCUCUUUUAUGACACUCUCAUGGAGAAGGCUGAGAUUGGCGAGACGGCGGGCGAUACCAUUGCCACCUUCCUGGAAGUCUUGCAUCUUACACCAAGAGGUCGCUUUGACAUCGACAUGUACGACGCGUCGUUCCGUCUCCGCGGCAAAACAUACGACUACAAAAUCCAGUACGAGGCCAUUAAGAAGUUCAUGGUGCUUCCCAAGCCGGACGACACCCACUUCAUGCUCUGCAUCGGAUUGGACCCGCCUCUCCGACAGGGUCAGACGAGGUAUCCAUUUUUGAUCAUGCAGUUCAAGCAGGACGAAGAGGUCACAUUGGAUCUGAACCUCUCCGAGGAGGAGCUUAACGGCAAAUACAAGGACAAGCUGCAGCCUCACUACGAGCAACCACUGCACCAGGUGGUUGCGUACAUCUUCAAGGGCCUGGCCAAUAAGAAGAUUACGGCCCCAGCCAAGGAUUUUACGACACACCGCCAACAAUACGGCAUCAAGUGUUCAAUCAAGGCGAGCGAAGGGUUCUUAUACUGCCUGGAGAAAGCGUUCAUGUUCGUGCCGAAACCAGCCACGUACAUCUCGUAUGAACAGACGCAGUCCAUUACCUUCUCUCGCGUCAACGGUGCCGUCUCCGCGCUCUCGACAUUCGACAUCACCGUCCAUAUGAAGGCCGGCGGUGGCUCCUCGCAAUUCAGCAACAUUAAUCGGGAAGACCUGAAAGCCCUCGAGGACUUCUUCAAGCUCAAGGGUCUGCGCGUGAAGAACGAGAUCGACGAGGAGACUACGCUCCUGGCGGCCGCGCUGCGGGACGAGGCUAUGGCCAGCUCGGACGAGGAAGUGGUCGGGACCAAGGCGGACCGCGGCUCGGCGGAUGAGGACGAGGAGAGUGUGGACGAGGACUUCCGUGCUGAGUCGGAGAGUGAUGUGGCGGAGGAGUACGACAGUAACCAUGAGAGUGACGGGUCUGGCAGCGCGGAGAGUGAUGUGGACAACCAGGUUGAUGAUGAUGAUGAAGAUGAGGAUAUGAUGGAUGAGGAUGAAGAGGAGGAAGAGGAGCGGCCGAAGAAGAAGAAGAAGACUGGUUAG
This is a messenger RNA of Dichotomopilus funicola, 1713 nucleotides long. RefSeq names its product POB3-like protein. Bases 1 to 1713 code for a protein of 570 amino acids. Gene Ontology annotation, cellular component: nucleus; FACT complex. NCBI's taxonomy places the organism in Eukaryota, Fungi, Ascomycota, Sordariomycetes, Sordariales, Chaetomiaceae. Gene Ontology annotation, molecular function: histone binding; nucleosome binding; DNA binding. The record is from RefSeq and is a predicted model, not a curated record. The transcript is spliced from 5 exons.